Molecule: messenger RNA, 1035 nt
Organism: Nerophis ophidion (straightnose pipefish)
Lineage: Eukaryota; Metazoa; Chordata; Actinopteri; Syngnathiformes; Syngnathidae
Gene: calml4a
Product: calmodulin-like 4a
Exons: 6
Coding region: 370-831 (153 amino acids)
Cellular component (GO): myosin II complex
Molecular function (GO): calcium ion binding
Source: RefSeq, a predicted model, not a curated record
GAACUAACUACAAAAUACAGUGUAGCAUAGAUCUAAAUCGUAUAUGCACAUGAAUGGUACACAUGUGUACCAUCUUUAUAGAAGCAUUUCUACAAGAAUACAACUUAUCGGUUUACUGGAUUUUCAUUUGACCAAAGGGGCACAUAAGAGGCAAUCGUUUCCCAGAAUACAGUACUGUUUCUGUCUGGUAAUUGCUGGUUUGGAAGUGACGGGGUUAAACGGACAGGAACAGUGGCACACUAUAGAUCUGGUAUCUGUGUUUCCACAGCAACACCUAUUAAAUUACAUGCAUGCUUGCUGGCAUUGGACUUUAAACGGGUGGAGAGACAGGAAACUAUUUUCUUCCUGGAGUGAAACAGACAUUUGAAAAUGGCGAAAUUCUUCACACCGGUUCAAAUCAACGAGUUCAAAGAGUGUUUCUCCUUGUAUGACAAGAAGCAAAAGGGAAAGAUUGACGCCAGGGACCUGAUCACAGUUAUGCGCUGCCUGGGUACAAGCCCGACACUUGGGGAAAUCGAGAGACAUCUUCAAGUACACAAAAUUGAGCGCUCGGGCAACUUGGACUUCUCCACGUUCCUCACCAUGAUGCACCGUCAGAUCCAGCAAGAAGAUCCAAAGACAGAAAUCCUGGAGGCGCUGAGGAUGACAGACAAGCAGAAGAAAGGAUUCAUGCAAGCCUCAGAGCUGCGGGCCAAGCUCACCAUGUUGGGAGAGAAACUUACAGACAAGGAAGUGGAUGAUCUGUUCAAAGAAGCCAACAUAAAGUCCAAUGGAAUUGUUAACUACGAGGAGUUCACCCAAAUGGUGAUUCUGCCGCCUGUUGAUUACUGAAUGUGCCCCAUGGCAGGUCACUUGCCCUUCCUUUUGUGUCAUCGGUCUGACGUCAUCCCUGUUCCCUGAUUGUUUCCACCAGUUACCUAUUACCCUCAUGUGUCUUAUAAGCCCACUCCUCCCUUUGUUCUGUGCCAGAUUGUUUUGUUUAUUCGUGCUCUCUAGCGUCCAUGUCCAUGCCUUGCCUCGUCUCGUGCUAAAUCC